AUGACUAAUUCAAGUCAAGUAAAUGCUGGAACAGUAAGUGCUACAACAACAUCGGUUGCACACAAUCGUUCAAAUGCUGCCCUAGCACCGGCUGAGAAACCUGCAAAGUUUUCUGGAGUCGACUUCAAGAGAUGGCAGCAAAAGAUGUUCUUUUUUCUGACUACGUUGAGUGUCCAGAGGUUCAUUAAUGAGAACGAUGAUCUAUACAUAGUGUACAGUAAUGUGAAAUCCUCAAAAGAACUCUGGGAUGCUUUAGAAAAGAAGUACAAAACAGAGGAUGCCAGAAUGAAGAAGUUUAUUGUUGCAAAGUUUCUGGACUAUAAGAUGAUAGACAGUAAGACCGUCGUCACCCAAGUUCAAGAAUUGCAGGUCAUAAUCCAUGAUCUCCUUGCUGAAGGAUUGGUUGUGAAUGAUGUGUUUCAAGUGGCUGCAAUUAUUGAGAAGUUACCUCCAUUGUGGAAGGACUUCAAAAACUACUUGAAACAUAAACGCAAGGAGAUGACUGUUGAAGAUCUCAUGGUAAGGCUGAGAAUCGAAGAGGAUAACAAGGCCACAUAA
Molecule: messenger RNA, 558 nt
Organism: Solanum stenotomum
Lineage: Eukaryota; Viridiplantae; Streptophyta; Magnoliopsida; Solanales; Solanaceae
Exons: 3
Coding region: 1-558 (185 amino acids)
Source: RefSeq, a predicted model, not a curated record